AUGGAAAGAUAUUUUAAAAGAAAAGAACCGUCUUCUAGUAAUACCGAUGAAGAAUCUUUAAGGAGAAAUAACCCUAAUAUAGAAAGACCUCGCUCUACUUUCUCAACGCCUAUUACAGUAGAUGAUAUGAAUAAUCUUCCUUGGGAUCCGUCCGAGAGACCAAGAAUUUUGAAAUAUAAUCCUAACCAAAGAGACAAGAUAAGGAGACGAUAUUGGAUUCGAGGACCAUGUCAACCCCAUGGCCAUACUUUUCCACAAACAAUGAUAGGGAAUAGGGCAAGGCGUUUUGUCCUGACAUGGUUUGAUAAAUAUAGCAAUUGGUUGGAGUACAGCGUAAAGGCAGAUAAAGCAUUUUGCUUGUGUUGUUACUUAUUUAGAGAUGAUGUUAACAAUCGUGGAGGAAAUGAAGCGUUUGUGACUCAAGGAUUUAAUAGUUGGAAUAAAACCGAGAGAUUUAAUGAGCAUAUUGGUGAUAUUAACAGUUUCCAUAAUAUAGCACUAAAAAAGUUUUUGUUGAAUGGUGCAUUACCAUUUCGCGGUCAUGAUGAGUCGGAAAGUUCUUUUUUCAGAGGACAUUACUUGGAACUAAUGAAAUUAAUUGCAAGUCAAAAUGAACUAUUUGGUGAUUUUACUUUAAAAAAUGCACCGGGGAAUGAUAUGUUAGUGGCUCCAAGUAUACAGAAAGCUAUGUGUCAAAGCUAUGAAAAAGAGGUACUCAAAAUCAUUUUUGAUGAAAUUGGUGAUGGUGUAUUUUCAUUAUUAGUUGAUGAAUCGAGUGAUGUAUCAAAAAAGGAGAAGAUGGCUAUUGUUUUGCGAUAUGUUGAUAGAUAUGGGUUUGUCAAGGAGAGCUUUGUUGGUCUUGUUCAUGUGACUGAUACAUCCUCUUCAUCUCUUAAAUCUGCCAUUGAUAAAUUUUUUUCCUGA
Messenger RNA from Erigeron canadensis, 924 nucleotides. Its product is annotated as zinc finger MYM-type protein 1-like. Bases 1 to 924 code for a protein of 307 amino acids. NCBI's taxonomy places the organism in Eukaryota, Viridiplantae, Streptophyta, Magnoliopsida, Asterales, Asteraceae. The record is from RefSeq and is a predicted model, not a curated record. The transcript has 2 exons.